This is a messenger RNA of Eutrema salsugineum, 629 nucleotides long. Its product is annotated as 28S ribosomal protein S33, mitochondrial. Gene Ontology annotation, cellular component: mitochondrion. The transcript is spliced from 3 exons. Bases 131 to 439 code for a protein of 102 amino acids. The record is from RefSeq and is a predicted model, not a curated record. Lineage: Eukaryota; Viridiplantae; Streptophyta; Magnoliopsida; Brassicales; Brassicaceae.
GAAACGGCCUCUCGUACUAACGAUGGCUUUUUAAUUUUAUUUCUAGUCCUCUCGCUUGCAGUCUCGCUUUACAGUCUCCUUCUUCUCUCGUCGCCGUCGCUAUUUUAUCUUUUCGGUAGUUUCAAGGAAGAUGGCUAGUGGUAGCCUGAAACGUCUUGUAGCUUCAGCAGUCACUAAUGGCGUGACCGAAGCAAGAGCAAGGAUUUUCGGACAUGUACUUAACCCAACGGGACAGAGAUCUCCUCAUAAGAUCUUAAGGAAGAAGCUUUUUGGUGAUAAGGUUUCAGAAUGGUAUCCAUACGACAUCAAGAAUGAGGAUCCCAAUGUCAUGGCUAGAGAAGAACAAGAGCGCAUAUCUAAGCUUGAGAUGUUGAAGCGUCGAAACAAAGGACCACCAAAGAAGGGUCACGGAAGACGUGCAGCGAAGCGUAACAAGUAGAAAAGUAGUAAUCAUAGCUACAAAAGAAAAAGGCAAUCUGCAUUUUUAGAAUCAGAUAGAACUUACUAUUAGUAAAGACUAUCUACAUAAAUUUCUCAGGCUUUAACUGCAUUGGGUUUACAAAUGAUGUGCUGAGACAAAGUUGAAAGCUAUAAGCUUCUCUUUUGAAUUGAUACAAAAUUUUUAAAGA